Molecule: messenger RNA, 1042 nt
Organism: Leptonychotes weddellii (Weddell seal)
Lineage: Eukaryota; Metazoa; Chordata; Mammalia; Carnivora; Phocidae
Source: RefSeq, a predicted model, not a curated record
UCACCCACCCCUUCUCCGUCCCACAUUUGCGCUCCUUCUCUGGCACCACUGGGGACGUGCCGUCCAUCCAGCGGGCCGCCCGGCGCUGUCCCCAGUACCCCAAGUCCUUAGAGAGGGUCUAGAACACCUCCCAGGGACUUUGGCGCGGGGGCGCUCACUAAAGGCAGACGGGCACUCUCUCUACUACCCCCUUGGUUCAUUUCUUGCGGUGACCCCACGGUCCGCCAACUUCGCGACCGGACUAUUUGCUGGGGUCACUCCCGGGCGGUGGAAGCCGCUCCGGGCAGCGGCGACCCGCGAUCGGGACUCAGGAGCCGGGCCGGUAGAUCCUGCCGGUGGCACUAGGGAGUGCGCGGCGCCAAGCGACACCCCCCUGCGGUCACUGCCCUGGCGGCAGCAGCUGCAGCAGCGGCAACUGCUCGCAUCCCAGCCCCGGCUCGGGUUACUCCCCUCCUCCUCCAGCAUCUCGGGCCAGACCGGGAAAACCUUGUUCAAGUUUGCGGCGAGUACUUUCCCCGUGCGCAAAACUAGGGGUCUGGAAACGCGCCGAGACCGGCCUCCUUUCCCGCGUGUCCACUUUGGAGCCUGAACGGAGACCCCCAGGUUGUUCUUCCAAAAAAAAAAAUGGUUAUCUCUUUGAACUCAUGCCUGAGCUUUAUCUGUUUCUCGUUAUGCCUCUGGAGCAGGACAGCAUCAUCCCUGAAUCUUGAAGACCCUAAUGUGUGCAGCCACUGGGAAAGCUACUCAGUGACUGUGCAAGAGUCAUACCCACAUCCCUUCGAUCAAAUCUACUACACCAGCUGCACUGACAUUCUGAACUGGUUUAAAUGCACACGGCACAGAAUCAGUUAUCGGACAGCCUAUCGGCAUGGGGAGAAGACUAUGUAUAGACGCAAAUCCCAGUGUUGUCCUGGAUUUUAUGAAAGCAGGGAAAUGUGUGUCCCCCACUGUGCUGAUAAAUGUGUCCACGGUCGCUGCAUUGCUCCAAACACCUGUCAGUGUGAGCCUGGCUGGGGUGGGAUCAACUGCUCCAGUGAAUAUG